Olea europaea var. sylvestris is the source of this 928-nucleotide messenger RNA. RefSeq names its product protein NUCLEAR FUSION DEFECTIVE 2. The record is from RefSeq and is a predicted model, not a curated record. Gene Ontology annotation, biological process: RNA processing. Gene Ontology annotation, molecular function: ribonuclease III activity. NCBI's taxonomy places the organism in Eukaryota, Viridiplantae, Streptophyta, Magnoliopsida, Lamiales, Oleaceae. The transcript has 3 exons. The coding region runs from base 109 to 666 and encodes 185 amino acids.
UUGAUAUACCCUUUCGUACGAGGUAAGUCAAAAGGUAAAGUUAACCGCUGCUCUCAGAGUUUUCCUUUUCAUUUUCCAUCGACCAGAGUAAAAUUACAGAGCGGAAAAAUGAAUUCCCUGAAUUUCAUUUUCAUCCUCUUCGUCUGCAUCACUCUCUACUGUCCUCCACAGUCUUUUACUUUAGCGCAAUCAGUACAACUCUCCGAUCAAACUUUAUCGCCUUUCUCCGUCGCCCUCGACAAUCUCCAAAUUCAAAUCAACUAUACAUUUGAGAACAUUGGAUUAUUGCGACGAGCAAUGACUCAUGCAUCGUAUUCAGAAGAGAACAACAAGGCAUUGAGUGUUUUGGGAGUCAGAUUGAUUGAGGCUUCUGUUGCACUCCAAUUGUUGACCAAAAAUGUGGAUGCUUCAUCUAAGGAGUUGAACAGCCGGAUAGUCGAGAUAGAUAAUAUCGCUACGUCAUGUGCUUUGGAUGGGACUCACCUGGGUUUGCAGAAUAUAGUUAGAGUUUCGUUCAAGACCAGUUCCAUGGCUCCUGCUGUGGUAUGUGGUGCUUUUCGUGCAAUAUUUGGGGCAAUUGCAGUAGAUACUGGGAGUUUAGACGAGGGCGGAAGGGUGUUCUGGAAAGUUCACAAGGGAGGAGUCGGGAGAGCAAUGGCUAUGUAGGUAAAAUUGUGAUAUUGCAUUAAGUAAGUUGUGUAACAUUGUGAUAUUGCACGGCGUGGCUUAUGUUUGUGAACGAUGUUGAUUGAGCUCAUGAUUGAUUCAAGUAGAGACUGAAGAACAGUAGUAUGAUUAUGAUAAGAUAUGUAUAUGUCUAGCUGUGUUAACGCUAUAGGAUAUUGUGAAUUCUAUGUAUUUUUAUUACUACUAUGGUUCAAACAGAAGUGCCUUCAAUGAAAUGGAUUCUCAGAUCUCUUGAUAAGUA